CUUACGUUCCUUUACUUUUCUUCAUUGUGUUCGGGCUUGAACUUCUUCUUCUUCUAGUUUAGGGGUUUGCUGUUCCUAACCUUCUAUUCCAUCCGUCUCUUUUUACGCCAUAUCUUCUCCAAACUGUGGACAUGGCUAUGGCGAUUCGUUCUGCACUCGCAAAGCUGGCGACUAAAUCUAUUCACAAGAACAGAAGUGGAAUUCUGAUGCUUAGGGCUUUUGCGAGCUCAGCCAUAGACAAAAACCCCAAUCACCAAGACGACGCCGUUUCGGGGUUUCCUGCUGGUCAUUACUUCCGUCACCGAUUCGAUUAUGGAAGCCAUGAAAGCAAAAAGAAAGAGCUUAAGGUAUCUGAUUAUUAUAUGGACUUAGGAGGAUUAGAGCCUGCCCGUUUCGCCAUGGAAGAGUUCAACAAGUGAAAGAAUGCGCAACUGCAGUUUGUGAGAGUUAUGACUGCACAUAGGCUUCUGUGCACAGGAAUUAGCAGCCUAUAUGUUAUAACAUUGGAGGCAGUUGAUGCCGGAGUGGCUAAACUUUACCAAGCAAAAGUUUCGGUAAAUUUCACUGACGGCAUGUUUUUGGAAUGGUUCUGUCUUGUCAUUGAUGAUGGGUGUCCUAUAGCACUAUUUGAUCACCUAGAAAACUUUUUUCCUCAGAACGACCAUGAAGUCAGAGCGGAGAAUCAAACUCCGAUGUGUAAAAAGAAGGGACUUAAUUGUUCUAAUAACUCAUGUAUCAAACUAUGUCAUAUCGAACCUGCGUAUGACUUAUCAAAUAAUGACCAGAUGCAAAGAUUUGGACAUUGGGCAGUGAAAAUGUUCAACGAGGAAAAGAAUGCUGAACUGCAGUUUGUAAGAGUGGUGAGCGGAAGCAAGCUGCUGCGGGAGGAUUUCUUUUAUCUAACAUUGCAGGCAGCUGAGGCUGGUGUGAUGAAAAUUUACCAAGCAGAACUGUUUUUGCCAGGUAAAAAGAAGAUUACGCAUCCCAAUUCCCGGCUCAAUUUGUUUGGCCAUGUCGUUGAUAGUGGGAGACUGUCAAUACUAAUUGAUAAGAGGCAUGAAGAAUGCACAAAAGAGAUUUUGGUAUCUGAAGAUAUUAUUACAGCAAACCAGCAAGGUUACUGCCGUUACAAGGAUGUUGAUAAUUUCAUACCAGCCUUUUUGAGAUAUUGAAAACAAGAACAAGAGCUGAUGAGAUUAUUCUGCCUACAUUAAGUGAAGAGAUUAGAACCGGCAAGUAAACGGUGGUGAUAAAUUAUGCAAUGCAUCGAUAGUGUGUGCAGUACUAUAUAUAUCUGAGAUUCUGAGAUAUCAAUCAGCUUAGGAUCGUAGGCUUCCUUUGAAUGUGCAUUCAUCGGCCUGUAAUUAUGCUACUGUUACAAUUGGACCAUGAGUUUUUUUUGGGCCGAUUACUGUAAUGAAGUACUUUUUCAUGA
Rosa chinensis is the source of this 1435-nucleotide messenger RNA. RefSeq lists its product as uncharacterized. The transcript is spliced from 7 exons. The coding region runs from base 450 to 1172 and encodes 240 amino acids. Lineage: Eukaryota; Viridiplantae; Streptophyta; Magnoliopsida; Rosales; Rosaceae. The record is from RefSeq and is a predicted model, not a curated record. Gene Ontology annotation, molecular function: cysteine-type endopeptidase inhibitor activity.